Messenger RNA from Phaeodactylum tricornutum CCAP 1055/1, 525 nucleotides. RefSeq lists its product with no specific name. The record is from RefSeq and is a predicted model, not a curated record. The coding region runs from base 1 to 525 and encodes 174 amino acids. Lineage: Eukaryota; Bacillariophyta; Bacillariophyceae; Surirellales; Neidiaceae. The transcript has a single exon.
AUGCACGAUGACGUUCAGGAAAUGGUUGCAACCAUUAAGGAGCUACACACAAUUGUGGAAGGACAAAACGAAAAAAUUAAGGAGUUAACAACAAUGCUACGGAUGGCUAUGGGACGUACGGAUACCAACACUAACAUUGCAGAAGACAGCGCAAAGCAAGAAGGGCUAGCCAUCAAUGCCAUUGACGUCGAAACAGGACCAGCUGCAGACCAGCAGGCAUUCCCAACGUACUCUCUUCCAGAAAGGCUAAAAGACAUGGACAUCAAGGAUUCAUUCCAGCAAUGGCAUUUCCAGCAGUGGCAUACACAAAUACGCCGGGGUCGGACAAAACAGAGGGGCAUUUUGAGCCAACUUCGCUUUGGGAUCGAGUAUUUCUCACUUUUUCUUCCAGAGCAAGUACCUCCAUUACCUCCAUCAAUAGGGCACCCAAUGGAACUUUCUGCAGAAUCUUGGAGGCGACAAAUCCGCUUUCUCGCAAACAAAGCGUUUGAUGCCGUGACGGAAUUUUCUUGGUCAAGGGUUUAA